Molecule: messenger RNA, 732 nt
Organism: Penicillium soppii
Lineage: Eukaryota; Fungi; Ascomycota; Eurotiomycetes; Eurotiales; Aspergillaceae
Product: alpha/beta hydrolase
Exons: 2
Coding region: 1-732 (243 amino acids)
Source: RefSeq, a predicted model, not a curated record
AUGACUAACCCAACAUUUGUCUUUUCUCUCGGUGCCUGGGUAAUCCCAGCCGUCUUCGAUGCUACCCGUCUCCAACUGAAUGCCCUCGGGUUUCUCUCCGAGUGCCCCGCACAUCCUUCCAUUGGCGCUGAACCGCCUUCCAAGACUCUAUCUGACGAUACUGCCUCCCUGCGUGAGGUGUUGACGAAACUUGCGGAUGAGGGUCGCGACUUGGUUGUCGUUGCACACUCUUACGGUGGUGUGGUUGCUUCCUCAUCUGUUGAGGGACUGAGCAAAGCUUCCCGUACAGCCGAGGGCAAGGUUGGUGGCGUUGUAAAGGUUGUAUACCUAGCAGCAUUUGCACUGGAUAAAGGCCAAAGCUUGUUGGGUAUGCUAGGAGGAAACUAUCUGCCCUGGAUGAAGGUCGAGGGUGACUACGUCCUUGCAGAUGGUGCCGGAGAUAUUGGCUGGCAGGAUAUCUCCCUCGAUAAGCAAGAGAAGUGGAACUCAUUAGCACUACACACCUCGCGUGCUGUAUUCUCUGGCGAGUCUACAUAUGAGCCCUGGAGCGAGAUUCCUUGCGCCUAUAUCGUGUGUGAGCAGGAUCGUGCCCUGCCACCCCCAUUCCAAGAACUCUUUGCUUCCAAGAUGGGUGGGCCGGAAAACACAUAUCGGCUGCCCAGCUCGCAUUCGCCGUUUUUGAGUAUGCCAGAUCGUCUGGCAGAGGUUUUGCAGCAGACCGUGAAGGCGUGA